UUGAAUUUGAAUCACUUAACAAGUCUAGACAAAAUGAAAUUCUUCGCUGUUCUCGCUCUUUGCAUUGUCGGUGCCAUCGCCGCUCCAUUGUCUGCUGAUCAAGCUUCACUCGUCCAAUCAUCAUGGGCUGGAGUUAGACACAACGAAGUUGAAAUCCUCGCUGCAGUCUUUGCUGCAUACCCAGACAUCCAAGCCCGUUUCCCACAAUUCGCUGGAAAGGAUCUCGCUUCAUUGAAGGAUACUGGUGCAUUCGCCACACACGCCGGAAGAAUCGUCGGAUUCGUCUCAGAAAUCAUUGCCCUCAUCGGAAACGAAUCAAAUGCCCCAGCAGUUCAAACCUUAGUCGGACAACUCGCAGCUAGCCACAAGGGCCGUGGAAUCCAACAAGCUCAAUUCAAUGAAUUCAGAACCGCACUCGUCUCAUACCUCUCAAGCAAUGUUUCAUGGAAUGCUGCUACAGCUGCUGCCUGGACCGUCGGUCUUGACAACAUCUACGGACUCCUCUUCGCCGGUUUGUAAAUCAGUCCUCUCAAAGCAUGUAAAUAGUCUUAAUUCAUAAUGUGUGGCUUAAUAAAAAUCUUUUAGUCAAAAUUGAAUCAAACUUUUUAAUUUUAAAAUUU
Chironomus riparius is the source of this 620-nucleotide messenger RNA. The record is from the annotation of a GenBank genome assembly. NCBI's taxonomy places the organism in Eukaryota, Metazoa, Arthropoda, Insecta, Diptera, Chironomidae.